AUGCAUGGCCAAACAACAUGUGGAUUUGGGUAUGUUCGGUCAACCAAUGAGUACAAGGUUAUUAGGAUUCAUUACAUAGACUAUGAAGGAGGAGAAGUCGAAGUAUACACACUUGGAAGUGGUUGUGGGUGGAGAGCCAUAGGUAGAGUUUCCGAUGUACUUUCGGGGUCAAGCGGGGGUCGGGGUACCUACGCAAACGAUGUUAUUUAUUGGAUUUUGAGCAGCAAAGUGGUGGCCUUUGACUUGGUUCAUGAGGAGUUCCGUUCGUUAUGUGUCCCUUGUUGUAUGCACAACCUUCGGUAUCAAGAUAGAUUUGGACUUGUAGUACUAGGAAGGCAUUUGUGUCUUUACAUAGAUGAUAUAAAAGUACGUGUGAAAAUCUGGUCGUUGAUGGAAAGUACGGACUCGGAGACCUGGCGUAUGGAGUGUGAUAUAGAUUACAAAUCCGUAAGAGGUUCUGGUGCAAGGAAGUUGCAGCCUAUUUUACUUGGGAAAAACGGAGGAAUUGUACUCUUAUUUGCUGCAUCUGUGUUAUAUUCUUAUGACCCGAAAACAACAUAUUUGAAGAUGAUAUCCAACAAAGCAUCAGCAGAUUAUUUCAAACACGUCGAAGCAGCUGCUCACAUAAAUAUGUUUGCAUCAUUGGAAGCUACGGGAGAAAAUUCAAAAAAAUACACGGUUCGUCCACGCCGGUGGGAUGAUGUUAUCGAGGAGUUAGACCGAGUUUCUCUUGAAGAGGAAGUUGAUACGACGCGUUUCAGACUCAAGUAA
Messenger RNA from Papaver somniferum (opium poppy), 771 nucleotides. Its product is annotated as F-box/kelch-repeat protein At3g06240-like. The coding region runs from base 1 to 771 and encodes 256 amino acids. The record is from RefSeq and is a predicted model, not a curated record. The transcript has a single exon. NCBI's taxonomy places the organism in Eukaryota, Viridiplantae, Streptophyta, Magnoliopsida, Ranunculales, Papaveraceae.